Bolinopsis microptera is the source of this 675-nucleotide messenger RNA. RefSeq lists its product as uncharacterized. The coding region runs from base 1 to 675 and encodes 224 amino acids. The transcript has 2 exons. The record is from RefSeq and is a predicted model, not a curated record. NCBI's taxonomy places the organism in Eukaryota, Metazoa, Ctenophora, Tentaculata, Lobata, Bolinopsidae.
AUGCAGCUAGACACUGGCUGGCAAAGCCUGCUGUAUACCUUGAGCCCCGAGCUGACAAAGUUCCACCUAAAUGCCAUCCACGACGUUGCAAAGAAGCUGAGGGAGAUAAACAGUGCUACCCCAAAGACAGAAGUAAAGAGAGAGUGGAGGAAGUUCGUAUCCGGAAAAGGAACCUACAGGAAACCCGAAGUACGGCUUACAGAAGAACCUCAUCUUCUAGAGGAAGGUAACGACUGGAAACUAGUGUUUGAUGAGGACGAAAGGACAAGACAAUUCCCCCAACAUAUUGUCAACACAGCUCUCAGACCUGAUGUGGUAAUAUACUCUAACACACUCAGGAAAGUCAUCCUGAUAGAGCUGACCUGUGGAAACGAGGAGAACUUUGAGGACCAGAGAUCCCGGAAAGAGAAGAGAUACGAAGAGCUAAUGGUGGAGAUCGAGACCGCAGGCUGGGAAGGAUAUCUCUUUACAGUAGAAGUUGGAUGUCGUGGAUUCUACCACCACACAUUACCCCGAAUUUUCAACUUCCUUAACAUCACCCGGGCAAAGAAGAAGAGGGCACUUAACACAACAGCGGUGGUGUCCCUGAAAGGUUCCUACACUAUCUGGCUUAGUCGCUACAACAAGACCUGGAGUGACAACUGGCAGCUGGCUGAAAGACCCUGCCCAGUUUAA